AUGAGUUGCCUCAAGAACUUGACAGAUGAGCUACUGACCCUGAAGAGUCAGCUACCAGCCGGUGGCGCUGACCGUCAGAGCAGAAACAAGUGCAAGGACAGUCAGCCCCAGACAAAUCAUCCAGGAGGGAUCCCUCUGGUCAGGAAGCUGUGCUAUGCAGUUGGAGGAGUGCCCAAUAAUAUGACAAAUGUUGCCAUAGGUUUCUCCAUACAGAUAUUUUUACUGGAUGUAGUACAGAUGGAUGCCUUCUAUGUGUCUCUGAUAUUGUUUGUGAGUCAUGCCUGGGAUGCUGUAACUGACCCGCUGGUGGGAUAUCUGGUCAGCCGGAGUCGCUGGACUCCCAUUGGAAAAUUCAUGCCAUGGGUGGUUGUGUCCAUGCCUUUGGCAGUCCUCUCCUAUCUUCUGCUGUGGUUUGUGCCUCGGGGCUCCAUGUCGCAGGCCUUCAGUGUUCCGUGGUACCUCACAGCCAGCUGUCUGUUUGAGACCCUCAUGAGUUGCUUCCAUGUGCCUUACCUUUCACUCAACAUGUUUUUGGGGGGAGAUGAGAGGGACAGAGACUCUGCCACAGCCUACAGAAUGAGUGUGGAGAUGAUGGCCAUGCUUGUGGGCUCAAUGAUUCAGGGCCAGGUUGUGGCAGUAUACAACACUGAGCGACAAGGAGCAUGUGAACAAGUGAACCAGAGCACCGAGCUAGCUCAGAACAUCCCUACCACACCACACACAGAUACACUGCAGCCCACGCGAAAGGCAUUCAUGACCUCUGCCCUGGUCAUGAGUGGCCUGUUCUUCCUCUCCUGCAUGGUCCUAUUCCUGGGGGUGAAAGAGCAGCAGGCUCCGCUCUGCACACAGGAGAUAGUGCACAUAUCCUAUCUCUCUUCUCUAAAGAUGCUUGUGGGCCACGUUCCAUAUCAAAGAUUGGUACUUGGAUUCCUCUUUGUUGCACUUUCCUUCCAGAUGUCCUUGGGGAACUUUGCCCUGUUUUGCAGCCAUGCAGCUGGGCUUGGAGCUCAGUUCCAACAUCUACUGUUGGUUCUUCUGAUUGCAGCAACAAUAACAGUUCCACUGUGGCAGGUCCUUCUGGUACGAGUUGGGAAAAAGACUACACUCUUCAUCGGUCUAUCACUGUUCAUCCCUGCUGUAGUGGUCAUAGCUUCUGUGCCAAGCAACCUGCCAGUCUUCAUGAUCAUGUGCGUUUUGAUGGGAUGCAGUCUGGCCACCAUGUUCCUGUUGCCGUGGUCCAUGCUCCCAGAUGUGGUAGAUGACUUUGCCGUUAGAAACCCCUGCUGCAAGGAGCUGGAGCCCCUGUUCUUCUCCUGCUAUGCAUUCUGCAGUAAGCUAGGGGGAGGACUGUCUGCUGGAAUCUCAACCAUGGUAUUACAUUUUGCUGGUUACGAUGCGGGUGGGUGUAGCCAUGGUGACAAUGUGGUGAUAGCUCUGAUUGUGCUGUUUGGCCCCGUGCCCAUCAUUCUGCUGCUUGUGGGGUUGCUCUUUUUUUUCUUUUACCCAAUCAACGAGGAACGCCGCCUCCAGAACCAAUCAGAGCUGGCCAGAAUGAAGCUAGAAGCUGUAUUACCAACAUAUGGAGGAAAUGAUGCUCAAUCAAGACGCAGACCAUCCAGUCAGACAUCAAGCUUGAAGUCUCAGCCAAUUCUGAAGUCCAGCUCAGUCAAGUCUUACACAAAGACAAUUCACAAUUAUGAUAGAAAACACAUAAAGUUGAAAAAUCCAUGUGUUACCUUUUUCGUGCCCACUCACUGUAUUCACGAUGGGAAUCUCCAUUCUUCUUUAUGUGAGAGCCACCCAGGAUACCCUUCAUUAGGUUCUGGACAAGAUGACCAACAUAAUCCUAAAUCUAAAGUUACAUGGGUAUAGCCAAAAUUACAAAUCCACGUAGAUAUAGGUUUUAAUGGCCGUUUUAUUAACCAUGGGACUAUUUGUUUGAAGAAAGGAAAUAAAACACUGUACAAUGUUUUAC
This is a messenger RNA of Osmerus eperlanus (European smelt), 1975 nucleotides long. Its product is annotated as sodium-dependent lysophosphatidylcholine symporter 1-like. The transcript is spliced from 14 exons. Gene Ontology annotation, biological process: carbohydrate transport. The record is from RefSeq and is a predicted model, not a curated record. Gene Ontology annotation, molecular function: symporter activity. Gene Ontology annotation, cellular component: plasma membrane. Lineage: Eukaryota; Metazoa; Chordata; Actinopteri; Osmeriformes; Osmeridae. Bases 1 to 1872 code for a protein of 623 amino acids.